AUGGGGCUCUUAGAUCCAAUUUGGGAUGCUUUUAAAAAGACUGGAUUGUUUGAUGCAAUGUAUAUUUAUGUAAUUGAACAUUAUAAAGAUAUUCUGCAACCUGAUAGAUUUAAAUUUAUUGAAUUACAAGCUAAAAAAAUUAAAAAACUUGAUUUAGAUCUUUGUAUACUAGCAAUAUUUUGUCAUCCUAAAACUCGAAAAUUUGCAAUUUCAAAAAAAACAACAUUAUUAGAUAUACAAACAACUGCAAUUAAACUUGUAAAAAAAUGGAAUUGGAAUAGAGAAUCAGCAGUAGAUAUAAAAAAUGGUCUAGCAGAUUAUUUAAAUUUUAUUGGUGACUUUAAUUUAGAUAAAGGAAUUCCAAUAGAUGAUUCACGUAUAUAUUGGGACCAUAAUGAAAUAGAUUCAGAAGAAAUUUAUAAUAUCAAUGAUUGGGAUGAUAAUAUUAAUGAUACUUUAACUUCUAUAGAAUUAAAAGAUGAAUUAGAGACAUUUUUUGAAGAAGAACAAGUGAAACUUAAAGAUAUUACAAAUUUAACACCAAAGUUUAUAAUUGAACAAUUGGUUGAUAUUAACGAUCCUAUUUUUUAUAAUCAAACUGUAUUAAAUAAUUUUAUAGAUAAAAGUUUGGUUAUGGAUGAAAAUAACGAUAGUGAUUGUGAUAUAAAUUCAAUUAUAGAUAAUUA
Messenger RNA from Racocetra fulgida, 686 nucleotides. Lineage: Eukaryota; Fungi; Glomeromycota; Glomeromycetes; Diversisporales; Gigasporaceae. The record is from the annotation of a GenBank genome assembly.